Oryza sativa Japonica Group (Japanese rice) is the source of this 578-nucleotide messenger RNA. RefSeq lists its product as uncharacterized. NCBI's taxonomy places the organism in Eukaryota, Viridiplantae, Streptophyta, Magnoliopsida, Poales, Poaceae. The record is from RefSeq and is a predicted model, not a curated record.
CCAUAGCAGUCUCCAUAAAGCAAACAUCACAACCAGAGUUUCAGAGGAAGCUCACACACCUUUGCCAAGAAGCCUUCUUCUUCUAGCUGCCACUUUCAUCUUGCUUCAACAUACCACCAAUCACCAAGAGAUUUGUUCUUUGAUCUUUCUCUGCCAGUGCUGACAUGGGCAAGGUGUGCUGCACCGAGGAGUCCGAAGAGGAGGCCGCAUUCAACCUCAUGGGGCUUCUCGUCGCUGCGAUCAUCGCCUUGGUGCUGAUGCUCAUCUGCACACCGCCACGGCGGCGCUCAGUCACCAUCUACCCUUGCUGCUGAGGUGGAGGAGUACCUGCAGGACUGUGAGUCCUCUGAUGGGAGAAGCUUGAUUGCUUCUCUGAAGAAUCAAAGAUGUGCAGGGUGAAGGUUGUUGGAGAAAGCAGGAAGGCAAGGCAUUGGCUCCUGAUUUUUCAAGUUAAAUAAUUGCUUAAUUGUAAUGCAUCCUAUUGUAAGUCAUGUUUAUUGGUAUAAUAGUCUCUUCAUCUUUAGCCUGAAUUGAUAGCUUUGGAAAUAUAUAGAUGCUUGUCAAAUCUGUUAAAUGUA